Poecilia reticulata (guppy) is the source of this 3827-nucleotide messenger RNA. Lineage: Eukaryota; Metazoa; Chordata; Actinopteri; Cyprinodontiformes; Poeciliidae. The record is from RefSeq and is a predicted model, not a curated record.
CUUGUUUACGUAAAACAUGCUGCGGUUAUCCUGGUGUUUCUCAUUAAAUUGGUAGCUUCCGUUGCUACUAGUAAUAGUAGUCGUUUUACACCCUUACUAAGUUUCAUUUUUAUCAGAUAUAAUCUAAAUUUAAGAUUUAUGACUGUUUUAGUUCGUUCUGCACUUACGUGAUGGAUAUGCACGCUGAACACAAGAUCCUGAAUGUGGGACCCACGGAGCCCUGGUCCAUCAGGGAGAAACUGUGCCUGGCGUCAUCUGUGAUGAGGAGCGGAGACCAAAACUGGGUGUCUGUGAGCAGAGCCAUCAAGCCUUUCUCUGAGCCUGGUCGUCCUCCCGACUGGUUCUCUCAGAAGCACUGUGCCUCACAAUAUUCCGAGCUGCUGGAAGCCACAGAAGCUCCAAAGCGUAAGCGUGGGGAGAAGGGUGAGGUGGUGGAGACCAUCGAAGAUGUAAUCGUCCGCAGGCUGACCACUGAAAGAAUCGAGGAGCUAAAAAGGUUACAGAGAGACACGCAGGAGCAGUACAGGAAGCUGAAGAAGGAGGUGGAACUGAUUCAGACGGGUCACAUGGACUCCCAGCUCAAGGAUCUGUGGGCAGAAAUCACACAAAAGAAGAAGCAGGAGGAGGAGGAGGCAGAGCAGAAGAGGAAAGCCACAGAGAUGGCGUACCAAGCGCGUCAGGCGAUGAAGAACACGCCGAAGCGCCUCCCCAGCGUGACGAUCCGCUCUCCCCUCGGGGCCAGCCCCUCCACACACGACGCUCAGGCGGACUCCGCUGUCCCCACGCCACCCAUGGACACUGAAGGCGUCCCCUCGGAGGACACCGCCGUCCACUCAACGGCUCAGGGGGUGGGCGUGUUCCUGCCGGCCGCGGAGCCUCCCGUGUCGGGGCCAAAAGACGGAGGCCUUGCUUCUCUGGCAGAGGACUCGCCUCAGAAGAGACUCCUGAUGCAGAAAGCCACGCCGCCACCGUCGCCUCUGUUAUCAGAGCUGCUAAAGAAAGGAAACCUCAUCUCAGCCAGCCCACGCCUUGUAUCUGAAGGAGAUGCGAUGACGAGUUUAACCAACGGUGUGCAGACGGCAGCUGCUGCUUUAGUCUUCACCGAGGGCGAUGCAGACGCGGCGGUGAAGGCAGAGCUCAGCGAGGAGACGGGGUUGGCGGAAGAGGAUCUGGUAGCUGUGUCGUACAUGGGGGACGAGCUGGACCUGGAGACGGUGGGAGACAUCAUCGCCAUCAUAGAAGAGAAGGUGGACGACUCGGUGGAGGCUUUAGACGCUGCCGCCGUGGAAGCAGCUCUGUCUCUGUGUGAGGAAGCUGUCUCAGAAGGCCACACCCUGCCUGGGCCAUGGGAGACCCAGGACCUGAAGCCGUCGGAGCCUCCGGUCCAGCACGCCGCCUCGGUUCAGGAGAACCAGGACACCUCGGCCGCACUAGCUCCGUCUUCCGGCGCCCCGGAGUCGCAGAGCCAGCCCGAUGUCAAAAGGGAAGAACAGUUCAAGGGAAACGGUGAGGGAGCCGAGGCGGCAGGAAGCGACGUCAACUCUUCGCUGGCAUCUGAUGAUGGUGCGGCAGGAAGCGAGGUCACAGAGGAGGCGGUGGCCAGCUCGAAGGAGGCCGUCGAAGCUACGGUGAAGACUGAAGGAGAGGACUGGAGUCAGCCGGAGCCCAACCCUCCCUGCCUCGACUCAGAAGACAGCUCCGUGUCUGGGAAAGAGUCCAAGGUGAAGGAAGAGGAGGGAGGGAGCGAGGGCGACCCGGACGACGGGAUGGAGCUGAAGGAGGACUGUGGGGAGGGCGAGGGUCCGUACCUGUCCGAGGUGGAGCGGGCCGCCAGCGAGAGCGAAGACGGCUACGGGCCGCCGUCCCAGCGCUACACCGUGGAUUCCCUGGCCAGCAGCCCAGCCUCCUCCUCCCAGCUCUCCACAUGUGGUGAAGACCAAGAGGCUGUCCAGGCUCAGAAAAUCUGGAAGAAAGCCAUCAUGUUGGUGUGGAGAGCUGCAGCCAAUCACAGGUACGCCAGUGUCUUCUUGCAGCCCGUGUCGGAUGACAUCGCCCCGGGUUACCACAGCAUAGUGCACAGACCCAUGGACCUGUCGGCCAUAAAGAAGAACAUCGAGUCCGGCGUAAUCCGCACCACCGCCGAAUUCCAGCGAGACAUCAUGCUGAUGUUCCAGAACGCCAUCAUGUACAACUCGUCGGACCACGACGUGUACCACAUGGCGCUGGAGAUGCAGCGCGACGUCCUGGAGCACGUCCAGCAGUUCCUGGCCACCCAGCUCAUCAUGCAAACCUCGGAGAGCGCCAUCUCCGCCAAGAGCCUCCGCGGCAGAGAGGGCAACCGCAAACCAGGGGAGCCGGCCGAGAAGGACAGUGUCCCAAUGGCCUCUCCUGCUUUCCUUCUCUCUCUCUUUGUAAGUAUUCGGGUUCUUCCCUCAGAUCUCACCAGAACCAGGUCUCAGCGCAAACAUCACUCACUCCGUCCAUGUGUGACACUUUUCUUCUUCACUGGCAUUAAACACUAAACAGAUGCAGAAAACAACAAGUUUUAUACAGACAGCGUAUGGAUGCAAACAAUUAUUCGAUUUACGAUUAAUUGACGAUUAAUGGUUUGCUAGAUUAAAAUUAGUUCCAGUCCAUAAAUCAAUUACGUCCACUUAGAAUCUAAUCUUAGUGUUGUAGUUUGCCCACCAACCAGCAGAGGGGGCAGCUGGUCAUCCUUAAGCAGAGCCAGUGCUAAAUAUGGAGGAGUCAGAACAGAACGAUAAAGAGAAACUGUCCAAACAGAGUCCAAAGUGGGAGGUGAAAUGGACUUUAUGCGAUUCUGUUUUGAAAUAUUAACACUGUCUGUGCUCCUUAAGCGCUCAUUUAGCCGUACUACAUGGUGGAGCAGCGUUAUCUUAUUGAAAAAUUUGUGUGUUAAUCUGUGUGUUAACACAGAGAAAAUAUAACAGGAUGGAGAAUAAAAUAAAUAACGUAAUUUCAAUAAACAGAAUUUAUUUUUGAGGGCUAUUGUGAGUUAGUUAAAUUAAUUGAGAUAAGUUGUAGCAUUCCUUCAAAAACAAGCACACAAAGUACUUCUGUGUGAAUAUCUCUGUUCAUAGGGAAUUAAGUGUUUCACAUAUUUUCAUCUUUUAUGUUUCUAUUCAGCAAACUAAGCAUUUCUGUUUGGUUAUGUUUUAUAAAUAUGUCCAACUUUAAUGAAAAAGAAAAUCACAAAUUUUAUUUGAGAUCAAUAAUAAAUUUGGCUUACACAAAAUGUGUUUUUUUAUAUAUUAUAUAUUUAAUGUGACAGGACCAACACGGUAUGGGUAGCUGUAAGGUUCUGCAGUUUUCUGGUUUUUGUUCAGCAUGACUUUGUUUCACCAACAACUAAAACAAAAGGCAGUCAGACAAUCUGUCAGGCUGUUGCAGCUCCAAACACUGAGGCUCAUAAACCAGCCAUCAUCUUCAGACACCCUCAAAACACUCUAGCUUCUGUUUGCACACCGUUUUAUCAGCCACUCAAACUUCCCUGUACCCUCUCAUCGUACAAGCUCCCAGUCCACGCUGCUUUCCUGUUUUUCUGUUUUUUUCACAUGCGUUUCUCAGUGUCUCUCUUUCUCUGCAUGCUCUAAUUUCUUUUCUUCUUUGUAUCUUUUUUUUUUUUUUUUUAAAUCUUCCCUUUUUCAGCCAUCCUUAUUUUUCUUCCGUUUUGUCCGUUGUGUCGGGAGGAAGUCCUCCGAGGUUGGACCAUGCCGUGUUUUUGUGCGGAUCUCGAUCUCGUAACGAGGUCUCCAAUCUUUUGACCUUCGCGCCUUGACGAAAUGAUUCCCUUUCUGUCUCUCCCA